This is a messenger RNA of Bemisia tabaci, 6736 nucleotides long. Its product is annotated as ankyrin repeat and BTB/POZ domain-containing protein 2. Lineage: Eukaryota; Metazoa; Arthropoda; Insecta; Hemiptera; Aleyrodidae. Gene Ontology annotation, molecular function: protein heterodimerization activity. The record is from RefSeq and is a predicted model, not a curated record.
GAGACGGCGGGAGGGGUGGGGCGGCGGAGGGUCUGGGGGGCGCGGGCGCGGAGAUGUCGGCGAGUCCCUCUGCGUACCCGAUGCCGGAGUUCCGGGACGUGGACCACUAUCGGAACCCCCUGUGCAUCGUCGACGGCGGCCACGAGAUCGUCCGACCCAAACCCAGAAGGCCCGGCGGGACGAACAGCGGGAGCCGGGAAUCGGUGCCGUACGUGAGCUCCAAGACGUCCUCGGAACCACUGCUCCCGAAACCGGCCACACCGAACAAGUUGAAUGGGAGCUCACAAGCACUAUCCUCUCUCGCUGGAUCGAAAGAAACUACAAGCCUCUCCUCCUCCUCCCUGAGCACAUCUCAUCUGUCGCCGGCGAAACCUUUUGCCGUCACACCUGUGGAAAUAGUCAGCCCAUUGGUCCCAGAGAAAGAUGCGCCAGAGGUAACAUCACCCGGUCCUCGAGACUUGACAUCACCCAACCGUCGAGACUUAACAUCGCCCGGUCGCCGCGACCCAACCUCACCCGGUCGACGCGACCUGCCGUCGCCCAAAAGCAAGCUGUACCAGUUGAACACGGGCCGAAGCAACAGUACCACCAACAUCUACAACAACAGCCCCAGUAAUCUGGUCAGCAAUGGGAACCCAAGUCCGCAGCGGAAGGCGUCGACACCUGUCUCGAUCAAGCAGAUGACCUCAACGACCAAUUCGCUGAGUGGUGGUCGGAAAAAUGCCCUCGGGUCACUCCUACAUCAUCAUCCCAGUGUUGAUGAACUUAGGUUGUUGCAGAGGCGAGAUUACAAUGGCAGUUCAUCGGACGACAACAGGUCAUCCGGUCAUGCUAGUAUGUCAGACGGGCAUACCAGUUCCUCUCCACCUGUUGAUAAGUAUCAGCACUACUGUUGUCCUCUUAAUUCAGUGCCAGAAGAUGAGAGGCUCUCAGCAUCUGUCAUGCCAAAUCAAAACCGCUCCAGCAGGAAGCCAGUUCAAUCAAGAGUACGACAUAGAGCAACACCCGCUAAGUUAGUGCCAUGUGGAUCUGGUUUAGAGGAUAUCAAACUGGCCAUUCAGCAACUAACAAUGCGGUCACACACGUCCAAUGCGGGUUACUCCACAUCCACAUACUCAAGUCUUAGCGGUAGUGAAAGUAGCGAGCCAGCAGUGAGGAGGCUCAUGAGGCACUCGUCCCUUGAGACGAUCAAUACUAAUGUCACCAGUGCAGAUGAGUUUGUCUGGGUUGAGUCGCACAAUAGGCUUGUGGAACUACAGAAUUUGCCGUGGACGAACCAUGAUGUGUUGAAGGUAAUUCAAAAUGGCAGAGUCAAAGAAAGCAUGGAUCGAGUCGCAAUGGAGACAAUACCACGACUAUCCUAUCUCCUCCAAAGAGCAUUAGUGCGAAUAGCCAGAGAAACGCAAAGAUUAGCCAAACCUAUUGGAAUGUGCGGCAAGCAUGAAGUAUCUAGUGCUUUAAGGAUAAUAUUGUGCCCUAUCUUGUCUGACUCCUGCAUCAAAGCCUGUUUACGGUCGGCAGCUAUGUUUGCUGUCUCUGGUGACCAGUUAAAACAAAGUAAAUCAAGCCGCGCUGGGCUUCAUCUUUCUGUAGGAAAAUUUCACCGAUGGAUGGUGGAUGUAAGACUGGGGAAAUUGGUGCACGAAUAUGCGGCCGUAUACAUGACAGCUGCUCUAGAAAAUUUACUUGAAGAAAUUAUUCUACAAUGUUUGCCCAACAAGACAGAUGUUGUUCUAACAGCUUCCAUGUUUGAGCAUUCCAUAGCUAAUAAUGGUGACUUAUGGGGGUUGCUUCAACCUAAUGCUCACCUAAAUACAGGACGAACAGCAUCAGGCACCUUAACUUUGCCUCGCUGGGCAAGCGUCUGUAGCAUGAACGGUGAGACACCACCACCCACAAACUUCUCAAAAUGCUCAGAGCAGACGCUCCUCACAACCUGCGUCGGGUCCAUUCAAGAGCUAGCCGACCUCAUCAACCGUGUGAGCUCCUUCCAGCUUUGCAGUCGCACAAUGACGUGGUCGCAGCAGGCCAUCCAAGCUCUCUUCUAUUUUAUGCGAUGUUCGCAGCUGGAGCACCCGGGCCCGGUCCAGGAGUUGGUCUAUGAAAGAGCUUAUGUUGUUUUGCCUCCCCUCAUUGAAUGGGUACGCACGACCACUGCGCAUGCUGAAUACCGCAGGUCGUCAGUCAUUGAUCAGGACGAUGUGCUACAGGCAGCACGCUUGCUCUUGCCGGGUGUUGAUUGUCCAAUCAGGCCUCCAGGGUUUGAUGAUGGGACAAACAUUCGCCGACCAACAAAGGAUCCUGAAAGUAUACGACGUUUGAAAACUUCUGUUGCGUUUAAGUUACUGACGACUGGUUUUGCUCGUGACAUGAUAACGCAUGCAAUCCAGCUUCUACCUGCCACAAAGCUAAAUACUCUGAAUGAAAGUGGAUUAAGCCCCCUCAUGCUUGCUUGUAUCAACAAUGACGAACAGACUGUUAGGUAUUUACUCGAGUUUGGUUGUGAUAUUGACUUGGAAACUCCACCUCCGGGCAGCCAGGGAUCCUCGGCAGUCCAUCCAGAACACCAGCAUUGGACCGCUCUCACUUAUGCUGCACUUCAAGGCAACGUUGUGAUAGUCAAAUUAUUACUCGAACGUGGUGCAAAUGUUGAAGGUGGCGCAAAGCUUAGCGAAGAAAAGUGCACCAUCACCCCUCUCCAGGUAGCAGCUGCCUCCGGGAAUCUAGAAAUAAUUUCGCUGCUCCUGUCUCAUGGUGCCCAUCCAUUUUUCUCAACGUUGCUUAAAGAUCCACUAUGUUACUCAGGUGCUGCUCAACGAGGCUGUUUCAGUGCUGUGUCGGUGUCUGCAUCUCAUGGCCUCAGAUCUGUACUUCAUAAACUGUUGUCCCAUCCUCUGAAUUCCAAUAUCAAAGAAGUUCUGUCGUUAGAGGAAAUCCUAGCUGAAGGACUCAAUCAGUUAACGAACGAUCGAAGGGCAGGAAUUCGUUUACAGGGUGCUGGGGAAGGGAACUGUGCUCAAAUAUUAAAAUUAAGUAAAGCUCAAAUCAAAUCGCUCCAAGAAUCCAUGUAUCAUAGUGCAGAAAAUAAUUAUUUAGAAAUAACGUUGGAUAUUAGGAACUUAGGAAUACCAUGGACGUUACAUUGUUGGAUGUACACGUUGGCAACGGCCCAUGAUCAUCACCUAGAGACGAUGAUCGACCAACUCCUCCAGGAUUUCCUUCAGGUCUGGCCAGACGACUGGUCAUCGCAGUUUGUGGAUGAAUGCCUCCCACUUCUGUUCAGUAUAUUCAGGCAUAGCAAGAACGAAGGCACGACUUUGCUACUAGCAGAUAUAUUUCAGACUUGUUUUGGGUGGGAGCCAAUUCGACGGAUCAGCGACUCAAUUCUGAAUGGGAGCGCUCGAAUCGAUCCCAAAUUUGUCAACAAUCCUGAGCUAAGCGACGUUCAGUUUCGAGUCGAAGGCCGCGUCUUCUACGCUCACAAGAUCGUCCUCGUCACAGCUUCAUCACGAUUCCGCAACAUGCUCAGUUCUAAGCUUUGCGAAGGAAACCCUCCAAUUGUACAAAUCAACGACAUCAGAUAUCAUAUAUUCCAGCUGGUAAUGCAGUUUCUAUACAAUGGUGGCUGUGAAAAUCUCGAGGUAGACAACAAUGAUGUACUCGAGUUGAUGGCGGUAGCCAAUUUCUUCCAAUUGGAUGGCUUACUGCGGUUUUGUGAAGCUAAAUGUUGUGACAUGGUCGACCUUGAUAAUACUGUCUCCAUGUAUAUCCAUGCUAAAGUUUACCAUGCUUUCCAGCUGAUGGAAUACUGUCAAGGAUUCCUCCUUCAAAACAUGGUGGCUCUACUCACAUACGAUGACUCUGUCAAGCGGCUGCUUUUCGGGAAAAAGUUACACAAUCACGAUGUUUUGACAGGGCUCCUCAUAACACUUCAGGCUCGAAUCAAAGCAAGAAAUGCAGUUCGACCUGGUCCAAAACCAAAGUAGCCUAUUUAUCUUCAAGGAGAACAUUGUUACAAGCUUAGUCAACGAAUUUUGGGAAUUUAAAAAAUUCAACCCUGCCUCUUUUCUCCUCUUUGAAUAUUCUAAUUUUUAAAUAGGUGCCAGAAGAAAAAAAAGGUUCAAUGGGUCUGUAGCACGCAAAAGAUACAACAAAGGGUACAAACCUUCUACAGGUGAAAUUGCACAAGAAUCAGGAUGGGCACGUCUGAAGAGUCUUAAGUCCACUCCCGUACACGCAAUAUGUGUAGUUUGUACCACGCUCUUUCAAAUUUAUCAUGCCAGGUCGCCACUCAGUGGCCAUCAGUGAUGUUUGCCGAGAGAGUCUCAAGAAAAUCUAACCUAAAUGAACAAACACUCUUGCAACUGCUGAAAUAUUUCCUCACAUAAGAUUUCCAUUGAUCCAAAAAAAGUUUUCAAAACUGUAUGUUUAUUCUAACUCCUCUUUUUGGGCAAACCUGGUCACUGGGGACUGAGAGAAACUGCGCGAUUACUUGACAAAUUUGAAAAAACAUGUUGAAAACUCCACAGAUUGUGCGCUAGGGAGUGGAUUUCAGACUUUUCCCAUGUGCCCAUGGUAUUUUUCAGCCUAUUGUAUCCUCAAGGAAUCCAUUCACUUGCCUAUAUCUUUUGCGUGCAACAGACUUAUUCAAUAUUCCCACUAUAGAAAUUCUCUCGCGUUAGAACAAUUUUUUAACCUUAAAUGACAGCUUUCACUUAAGGAGAAAGACCAUGGUUAGUCUGAACCUAUGGAACUGUAGCUCUGCAAUCUUUGCAAUAAUUUUAUAAGCAGCUGUUAGGAAAUUAUAUUUCUAGAACAGUUGCAACAAGGAAUUUAAGUUGCCUUGAAAAGUUUAGUGCUGUGGACAGGAAUGGGCCUGUUGCAAACGUUUGCUGGAUGAAAAUGUCUCAAAAAUCACGAUGAGCACAUCGGCAAAGUCUGAAAUGCACUCAUUCCUUCACAAUUUACGUACAAAAUUUGCGUAAUUUCAAGCUGCCUGCCUCAUAAACGAUACCACGGCACAGGUGAACAAUUCAUUAGAGGAGUCAUUCCAUCCAACCCCUGCUCAAAAGGAUACUAGGCAAUAUUCGACAUAGCCGACGCCAAUCCGCCAAAACAAAUGUGAUGGGACUCUGAUUCUAACCACCUGUUAAUAAUCGGCGUGUUUACAUUCACAUUUUUCUCGCAUUGAUAGAUGUCUGCUUUGAUUGACCUUGUGCUCUCCAGCAACAGGGAUUGAAUGGAACAACUCUUCCAACGAAAUGUUCACCUGUACCGCAGUAACCUUUUUGAAGUGGGAUGCUUAAAAAAACGCAAAUUUCGUACGCAGAUCGUGAAGUUAGGAGUGCAUUUUAGAGUUUUCCGAUGCGCUCAUCGUUAUUUUUGAGACAUUAUCUAUAAAGAACAACUCUAAUUUUUGCUCUAGCAAAAGUUUGCAACAAGCCCAUUCCCAGAAGUGUUUCUGAGCAUUCCUUAACCAAGACCAAUCCACACAGGUCAGUCAUUCCCGUGGACGAGUUUUGGUACUCUACUGCGCAGUGACGUAGUAUUUGAGUGCUUGCAAUGUAUUUCUUAUGGGAGCACCCAUUGUGACGUAGUAUUGAGUGCAGCCGAGUUUGGGCCGGGCGGGGAAGUGGCUCUCAAAAAGAUGCGCAAUGACUGACCUGUGUGGAUUGGUCUUGUUCCUUAACACCCAAAUGUUUUUUGGGAGAGGAAAUCUGUACCAGAAAUGUACUGAAACGAUUCCUUUCCUAAGAAAGAUCCUGUUCCGAUCCCUUUCCUAGGAAAGAUUCUGUGCUGAUCCCUUUCCUCGGAAGGAUUCUGUUCAGAUAGAUUACAGAAGCCCUUACUAACUUGUGAUUUAAACUUUUUAGAACUUAACAUUUUGUAUCAAAAAUUUUAUUAUUCCAGCAAGUGUCUCAAUCCACAUGCUCUCUAGUACUGAUAUUUAAGCGUCCAUGUACUAAUAUUUACAGUCCAAAAUAAGGAGGUACAAGAACUGUGCUUUGCCUCUAAGCUGUUUGUAUGAUAAUGUAAUCAUCCCAAACUUGGUAUUGCAUAAGACUGCCUUUACAGUGUCCGAGAUCUUACAGAGUAUCUUACACUGUAUUUUGAACUUUGUGCCAAAGUUUGCCGAAUUUCUCGCUUUUAGUGUCUGUUUUUUGUUGAUAUGUAAUUUUUUUGAAUUUGCAUUUUUGCUAGACUUUUAAGUCGCCAUACGCUUUUAAUUUCGAAGUAAGUUUGUAGUCUUUUUCUUAUUUUGUCACAAAUAUUUGCUCAAGAGAAUUAAGUGUAAUCUAAUUUAUACGAACAUGGAUGGUUAGAUGUUGAUUCCUAUGUUCAUAUUCACCCCUAUAUUUAGCUAUUUACUUGGUCUGAUCAAAUCUAAAAAAACGAAAAGUAGACGCAAAAUGAGCGAAUCACCGAGUGAAAUUGAAAAUCAAAAUUAUAAAUUAUCAUUAACUCGAAUUUUGAUCAAGAUUAAUCCAGCCAUUCCGGAAGGAAGUAUAUCAUCACAUUAUUUUUCACCUUUCUAUUUUUGUAUUCACUUUUUAUUUUUUUUAAAUUUAGAUAUAUAUUUUUGUUCCAAAUCGUGUACAUACAUUAGCCAUGGAAGUAAAACAUAUCAAAAUGAGAUUUAACGUUUUUAUAAUAUUUUUAUUAUUAUCUCUUGUACAUUUGUGUUGAGAUGUAUGUCUGUAAAGAUGUUUGUAAUAUACAAUCAUUACUUGUUUAA